Sphaeramia orbicularis (orbiculate cardinalfish) is the source of this 2732-nucleotide messenger RNA. Its product is annotated as muscarinic acetylcholine receptor M4-like. The record is from RefSeq and is a predicted model, not a curated record. NCBI's taxonomy places the organism in Eukaryota, Metazoa, Chordata, Actinopteri, Kurtiformes, Apogonidae. Bases 336 to 1958 code for a protein of 540 amino acids. Gene Ontology annotation, cellular component: synapse; plasma membrane; dendrite. Gene Ontology annotation, biological process: G protein-coupled receptor signaling pathway, coupled to cyclic nucleotide second messenger; adenylate cyclase-inhibiting G protein-coupled acetylcholine receptor signaling pathway; chemical synaptic transmission. Gene Ontology annotation, molecular function: G protein-coupled serotonin receptor activity; G protein-coupled acetylcholine receptor activity. The transcript has 7 exons.
CCCCUUUCUCCUCAUGUUCCAUUCCUAUGAGAAUCCCGCCGCUUGUUUCACCAUUUACCCACAAAGUGGAAAACUGCGAUGUGUGCAAACUGGUUCAUAAUAUCCCAACAGUCGCCGAGGACCAACAACACAAACCGAAACACUAAGUGCGUCUGUGCGCGCGCGUCUCAUCCUAGUAUUAGAAGAAACGCGGUAACGCAAUAGACAACGCGGCGCAACAAAAAACAAAAACACGGGACUACGGAGGAUAUUUCCAAGCGGGAAAGGUGGAAAAAACCAACCCAUAAAGACAGAAGAGCUUGACUUGUGCUGUGGGUGACCGUGUGCCAUGCAACAUGAGUAACGACAGUCACGGAGUUGGAGCGCGUCAGCCCUUCUGGAACUUCAAUGACUCAUCUGUCAGCCAAUCAGAUGACUUGUUCUCCAACAGCUCAUGCAACGUGUCCACCAAUGACUCGACUUCGUGCUCUGCUGUGGAUGAUUUGGAUGGAGUUGGGUUAGGGAGUCCAUAUAAGGCUCUAGAGAUGUUCUUUAUUGCCUUGGUUACAGGAUCUCUGAGCUUUGUAACGGUCACAGGAAAUAUUUUAGUCAUGCUGUCUAUCAAAGUCAACCGCCACCUACAAACUGUCAAUAACUAUUUCUUAUUUUCAUUGGCCUGUGCAGACUUGAUCAUUGGUGUUUUCAGCAUGAAUCUGUACACAGUCUACAUCAUUGUGGGCUACUGGCCUCUUGGGCCGGUGGUCUGCGACUUAUGGUUAGCGUUAGAUUACGUUGUGUCCAAUGCUUCAGUCAUGAAUCUCCUUAUUAUUAGUUUUGAUCGCUAUUUUUGCGUGACCAAGCCCCUAACGUAUCCAACAAGAAGGACGACGAAGAUGGCAGGUUUAAUGAUCGCAGCUGCAUGGAUCCUGUCUUUCAUCCUUUGGGCUCCAGCCAUCUUGUUUUGGCAGUUCAUCGUAGGACAGCGAACAGUUCCACCUGGAGAGUGUUACAUACAGUUCCUGUCUAACCCUGUGGCAACAUUUGGGACAGCCAUAGCAGCAUUUUAUCUUCCAGUCAUUAUCAUGACUGUUCUGUACAUCCACAUCUCCCUGGCCUCCAGGAGCAGAGUCUCGAAACACAAAACAGAAAAGAAAGAAAAGAAGGGCGUAAAAGCUCCCAGUUUAAUGAAGAGUCAUUUGUUAAAGCAGAACAAUAACAACGAAAACAGUCCUCAAGCCAGUCCUCGCUCCAGUCCCAAAUUAAGCCUCGACUCAACCACCACUGCAGUGGACGCUGUGAAGAACGGCAAAGUGGACGAACCCAAACCAGUUCAACCUCAGCAACCAGCUCAGCCCAGUCCAGGACUCACACAGGAGGAAAAAGAGAGCUCCAAUGAUUCAUCCACAGCUUUCAUUCCCCCCUCAGAACCAAAGGAGGCCACCAACAGUCAGGUAACCUCUGAGGCUGCACCAAAUUCCGCACCGGUUACCACAACAGUAACUAAUCCUGCGACGGCCAAGGUGAACCCUGCAUCAAGAUGGUCCAAGAUAAAGAUCGUAACCAAGCAGGCUGGGGAUGAAUGCGUUACAGCAAUAGAGAUCGUCCCACCUGUGGAGGGAGCCGAGAGGCAUUCGAUUCCAAUCAACCGUCCUCGGACUGUGGCAAGAAAGUUCGCUAGUAUUGCCAGAAGUCAAGUGAAGAGGAAAAGACAGAUGGCCGCCAGAGAAAAGAAAGUGACCAAGACUAUCUUUGCCAUCCUACUGGCUUUUAUCAUCACAUGGACACCGUAUAAUGUCAUGGUGUUGAUUUCAACCUUUUGCCAGUCGUGCGUCCCGGACACUGUUUGGGCUAUCGGCUACUGGCUGUGUUACGUCAACUCUACCGUCAACCCAGCUUGUUACGCCCUGUGCAACGCUACCUUCAAAAAGACAUUCAGGAACCUGCUGCUGUGCCAGUACAAGAACAUCGGCACAAGAUGAGAUGGAAGAAGACUGAAGGUGGGAUGGAUUUAGAAGGGUUCAACCACUGAAGUGUGGGUCAACCAGGGCCUUAAGAGGAUGGAACAACAGGGUUUAGGAAUGCAGAGGGACUCUUCCCUUACAGAGAAAAGACAGACACAAUUUGUAAUAUAAAUCAUAAUUUACUUGAGCUCACACUUUCUCCUUAGAAGAAUCAAAUGACAGACUGUAUUUAAAGUUGAUUUAACAGAUAAAUCAAAUAUAAAACUGUGGAACAUGAAUGCGCUGAUAAAGACAAAAGAUUGAAACCAAGGGCAAAGAAGAAAAACAACCGACUAAUGCAGAUAUAUGAAUAAUAUUAGUACAGUUUAUACCAAUGGAAACAUAACUACAGAAUGCCUGGGUAAAAGAGGACGUAGCUCGAUGAAUGAAUGAAUGAAUGAAUGCAUAAAUGGAUGAAUGAAUGAAUCAUUCGAAGUUUUAAAUUGACCUAAUGAUGGCUAAAAGACCAUAACAGCAUGUCCAACAGAAGAUACGAUAGAUAUGAUAUAUGUAGGUAGCCCAAAAGUAGCACUCUAGUUCCAUGUAGUUUAAUAGGGAAGAAAAAAUAUUGAACUUUUUAAGAAGUUAAGGAAUCUUGUCUUCUGGUUGGAUCUUCUUCAGAUGAGAAAAUUAUCACUUCCUUGUGUCCAUUAUGUGGCACCAGAGAAAUCCCAUCAAUUAAUAUAUCAUCUCAUGGUAGAACAGUGGCUCAAAAUGGCAAAAAAAAAAAAAAAAAAGAUUGAUUUGGUGAAA